UUUUGCAUUCAGAGCCUUUCUUCCUCUUCCUUAUUUGUCAUUAGCUUGACAUCAACAUGACAUUUCCAGUGAUCAAAACAGUGUUUGUGUUCAUUUCAGUACUGUUUUGGAUGGCAGGAACAUGUGACAGUGUGCUGCAGAGACUGACUUGUCCUAUUAAUCUGGAGCAUAAGGACCUUCCUAAGGUUUGGUGCAAGCAGAGCUCAGAGAUGUGUUGUACAGGAGUCGCAUUUCACACAGAGGCGCAGUUGCUGGAUGGUGGCCGGCUGGAGGUGCUACAGGAUUCAGACUCCUUUACUGUGCGUGUCCAUGACCUGGUCCAUGGAAAUGGAUUGUACUGGUGUGGUGUGCUUGGCAUGAAUCAAACCAUCAUCAAGCUAGCUGAAGGAUACUUCCGUAGCUCUUUUUGUCCGUGGCAAAUUCUGCGCUGGAUUUUGCUACCUCUGCUUCCUAUUGUUGUCAUCAUCUUUCACUUGUACUUAAACAUACAACGCAAAAGCAUGGAUCAACACUCAGACAUUGUUAUGACUGAGUGGGAACAAACUGUAAUUUUUUUGAUAAGCUAUUACAAAAAAUAAAAGCAUCAGUGAAGAAAUCAUUUUCUUGCUUUUAUUGGACCAACCAAACACAAGCUUACUUAAAUAAAGUAUGAAGAUGGAAAUAUGUAAUUGGGAGAAAAUAAAGCAUCAAUCUAA
This is a messenger RNA of Osmerus eperlanus (European smelt), 695 nucleotides long. RefSeq lists its product as uncharacterized. The transcript has 5 exons. The coding region runs from base 57 to 578 and encodes 173 amino acids. The record is from RefSeq and is a predicted model, not a curated record. Lineage: Eukaryota; Metazoa; Chordata; Actinopteri; Osmeriformes; Osmeridae.